Messenger RNA from Durusdinium trenchii, 1065 nucleotides. Lineage: Eukaryota; Dinophyceae; Suessiales; Symbiodiniaceae. The record is from the annotation of a GenBank genome assembly.
AUGUCUCGGAACGGCCGACACCGGAAAUGGUGGAGCAGGCUGAGUUGUUUGAACCUUGCUGGAAAGCUCCUGAAUGAAGCCGGAAAGCCACCGCGUGAAUGUAUCGUUGUGCGAGCACAAGCAGAAAGCGAUAUUGGAAAUGCCAGAGCAGUGCUGGUGGAGACGCUUCGCUGCCGUGCUGAAGCCGCAGUCACCAGACGUGGCCCUACAGAUGGAUAUACCCUCCAGGCAUUGAGCCGGCUGGCGUCGGUGCUCGAAGACCGCGGCGACCUGGCAGAGGCCGAGGCGCUGUGUCGCCGCGUCUUGGAGGGCGACGAGGCGCAGUGGGGUGCAGAGCACCAACAGACCCUGACGGCGCUGAGCAAUCUCGCGAGCGUCCUGAAGCAGCAGGGCAAGUAUGAGGAGGCUGAAGCACUUUAUCGCAAAGCGCUGGAAGGAAGAGAGGCUCGACUUGGUGCCCGGCACCUCGACACCCUCCUGUCUCUCAGUAAUCUGGCCAGUUUGCUGUGGAGGCAGGGCAAGUUCGAGGAGGCUGAGGCCCUAAACCGAAAGGCACUGGAAGGAAAGGAGGCUCAACUUGGAGAUAGGCACCCCGACACGCUGAGCUCACUCAACAAUCUGGCCGCUUUGCUGUUUGGCCAGGGUAAGCUUGAGGAGGCGGAGCCCCUCUUCCGCAGACAAUUGGAAGGAAUCGAAGCUCAGCUUGGAGCUAGUCAUCCCAACACCCUUACCUUCGCCAACAACUUGGGGGUUCUCCUGCUGGAUCGGAGGAAGCUCGACGAGUCAGAGGUGUUCUUGCACAGAGCCGUGGAAGGGCGAGAAGCCCAGCUGGGCAGCCAUCAUCCCGAAACGCUCCGCUCCGUCUACCACUUGGCCCGUCUCAGUGCGGCUCAAGGGCGCUUGGAGGAGGCCCAGUCGCACUUCCGCCGGGCGAUGGAAGGGCAAGAGGCCCAGUUAGGAGUUAGACAUCAGGAGACUCUGGACUCGAUAUCUGGUCUGGCAAAGCUCUUGGAGGCCAAAGGCUCCAUGGAGGAGGCACAAGAGCUCCGCUCCAAGGGCAGUUGA